Molecule: messenger RNA, 470 nt
Organism: Dermacentor albipictus
Lineage: Eukaryota; Metazoa; Arthropoda; Arachnida; Ixodida; Ixodidae
Source: RefSeq, a predicted model, not a curated record
CACCCGGUGAUCUGUCGUCGCUCUCGACAGGAACGAAGAAUUCCAGAAUGCGCCUCAUCCUUGUGCUCGCCGCCGUGCUUGGUCUGGCCUACGCGGAUCACCAUGAAGGCCGACCAGGCUCCGUCUGUGCAUUGGAAGAAACGGCCAAGCGUACUCUCCUAGAAUGCGUCCAGACGAAUCUGCAAACAGAGACUAACCAAAAGCUGCACAACAUGAAGGGACAACUUGAAUGCGGAGACGUUUACUGCGUUUUCCUGGCAAUCUGCCAGCGAAACAACGGUACACUGGAGCUUCCCCCUUCAAACACCCUAUUCACGGAGACUGAAAAGGCUGACCUACGCCGUACUAUCCUAACCUGCCGUGACAACCUCCUGAACCAGGCUAGCAAAACUACCUAAAUACGACACAUACGUGCACGUACAUGUUGUAUUGAUUCGGAAAUAAAAUCCUUGCAGUGAAGAAGUCUUGCA